UCGGGGGGACAGGGAUGGGAAGGGUUUUAAAAUUCUCAUCAGCUUCCAUGAGAGACCUGCUGAGUGCUCCAGAGUUACUCAUUUUUACUCAGAGUUUCAGGGGUUAGUUCAGUUGAUCUCUGCUUAGUGCUCAGGUUGUGUGUUAACUGCUCCAAGGUUAAAAAAAAGAAACCAAAAGAGGUUUGAAGUUAACCUUUUUUAAAAUGAAAGGGUUUUUUUUUUUUGUUGUUUUUGUGUGUGUGGGUGGGAAAUUUGGUGGUUUUCUCUUGUGUUUCUUUUAAAGUUUUGCUUUUUUUCCCAUUCCUUAACCAAGAUCCAUUCACAUUCUGAACAGCUCUUGAAGUCUGCUCAGGAAUAUAGAAGGCAGCAAGCAAAGUGCUGAGCUGCUCCAAGGGGAUGUCUUUUCUCCCCCAUGGUGGUGGAUAAAGUAAUGUUGCAUUGUACAGGUGUCUCUCACUUCCUAGGGAAAAGAAAUGCUUCUAGACUGUGAAUUCCUUCCCAUUUGUGUUUGAAUGGCUCUGCUCAGCAAAGCAGUGGUCCUCAAUUGCCAUCUAUUUCCUUGUUGGCUUGUGCAGACUCUAGAGUCGUGCUUGAAAUCUCAUUGAACUAUCAAUGGUAUUUGGAACACGUUUGGAGAAAGGCUUCUUGGCAAAGCUCUCCAUGAAGGAGCACCAGUAAUUUUUAGCAGUAGAUGCACAGGGAUCUGUAUGACACCAAGUCUGUUUUGGAAGGUGCUAAAGGUCAAAAGCAAAUAGUCCCAUCGAUACUGAGGAAGGGAAGAAGCCCUUGCACUUAACCACUGCUCUUACUCCCUCUGUCAAGCGGUCAAAACCCAGUAACUAAUAUGAGAACCCAACUUUUGCUCUCUUUGUUUUAGAUUUGGGAAAAUUCCCUGCCAAAAAAAAAAAAAACAUAUCCUGGGAAAUUCAGUAGUGUUUGUGUGAGAAAAAAGGUUCCAACCUUUUAUUCUUAAUUUGUAAGAACUAUUUCAUUCAGUUUUGUCCAAAAGGCUCAGAAGCACUUUGCACAGAAAUGUGCAGCAUUUUAAUGAAAGGGGUCAGAAUCACUUAAAAUUGAACUUUAUCUGGUCUGGUUGCAGGUUUUAUGGCAUUUAGUAUCUUAAAUAAGAAUCACAGCAUCUGACUUCACAUUAAAAAAGAAAAAACAACAAAUUGCUUGUAGCUAAAUAAAAUCAGUUCAGCUCUGGUGGCACAAAAAAAAAAUCAUCCCUGUUGAAUUGGACCUAAGCCAUCUUUCCAAGCUUCCCAUGACCUUACACCAGUGGCUAAUGAUGGAUAUAUGGAUUAGGGAACGACAUAUGAUGGCAAAUUCAUAUUGUUUGCUCUGCUGUGAAAAGAAAGCAAAUUCUUUCCUAAAACCAAAGGAAUUCCAAAUUGUUAGCAUCAUGCAGCCAUGCCACUGGCCAAGUGAACAUUUCCCUGCUUCCCAAAGCUUGUCAUACCCUGACCUGCUGCCUUCCUGCUGGUGAUUGAUUGCAACUCGACGUGGCUGAUGGGGGCUCAGAGCUGUUCUCCACUCGGAUAUCAUACAACGUACUGUGCACGUGUGUGUGUGUUUCCACUGUAUGCAUGUACAGACCUAUGCAUCUUUGUGUGCUGGCCUCAGAUCACUCCUGUUCCAUAUUUCUUUCUAUAAAAAGCAUCAGCCUCAAAGGCAUAGUCAUCAAAAUGUUCUGUAGAUCUUUGAUUUUUGCCAGUUCCUUCCAAAGGAGAGACUUUGUUUGCAUUCCUCUGUGGCAGAUAGCCCCAAAUUCACAUUUUUCCUCUCACCUUUCCUGACUUUGUUACCCCUCACUCUUGCUGUGUGUAUAAACCCGGAUGUGUAUGGAUAUACAUAUCUGUGGAUUUAUACACACAAAGUCUGUUUUUUGCUGUACAGGUCAUAAAGAUGGGGGAAGAUUUUUGUGUUUUCUUAAUAGGUGAAGAAAUCUUGAAGACCCGAAAUUGCAACUUUACUGCAUUUUAAAUUAAAAACCAAACCAAAUUAAAAUGGCAAUUGCCCGGCUGUGGAAGAUGGAGCCUCAUUUUUGCAGCCACUUUGAAUCACGAGUUCAUCUUUAAAUGCCCUGGGUUGUUUUUUGUUUUUGGUUUUUGGUUUUUUUUUCCUCUUUUUUUUUGUUUUUUCCUGUUUUGAAGAGCUAACUAACCCUGGCUGUCUCCAGUCUGACAGUAUUCCAAUGGACUUGCUUCCUCCAUUAGUUGUAAGAUGUUUAAAAGCACAUCCUAUGUUUGAAUUGUGGAUGAGAGGUUCCCUUGGCAAUGUGAGGAGGAAAAGUCUUUCAACCCCUUUAUUAUUAAUUCACGGAUUCAGUGUUGGUUCGGCCUACAGGAGAAGUUAACUGGAAGUCUUUGAAGAUCCGUAUCUUUGCUGAAGUUGGCCAGGGUUACUUUUAAAAAGAAGAUUUCACUGAUCAAGCCAGUAGAAGAUUUCAGUCCAAGAAAGUGAAGCCAGCUUCAGACUGGAAGACUGGAGGAAGUCCCUAUUGAGUGAAUCUGUAGAACCAUACUAAGGCUUUGUCCAUUAUGUCUAACCAAGGAGAUGACUGCUACUUCUAUUUCUAUUCCACGUGUAACAAGGGAGACAGCUGCUCCUUCCGCCACUGCGAAGCUGCUCUGGGAAAUGAAACAGUCUGCACACUCUGGCAAGAGGGUCGCUGUUUCAGGAAUAUCUGCAGGUUCAGACACAUGGAAAUCGAUAAGAAACGCAGUGAGAUUCCUUGCUACUGGGAGAACCAGCCAGUGGGCUGCCAAAAAUCCAACUGCGCUUUUCAUCACACCAAAGGACGUUACGUUGAUGGACUCUUCUUACCUCCGAGCAAAACUACACUUCCAAGUCCACCUGAGUCUGUGGAAGAUGAUGCUAAAAUGCCUCAGAUGUCACUGCAGCAAAACAAACUUUCUGUUCAGUCAAAUCCCUCUCCCCAGCUGAGGGGGGUGAUGAAAGUGGAAAACUCUGAAAAUGUCCCAAGUCCUACACAUCCCCCAGUUGUAAUCAAUGCUGCAGAUGAUGAUGAAGAUGAUGAUGACCAGCUUUCUGAAGAAGGGGAUGACAUUAAAAUGGCCAUCCAGCAACCAACAACAGAAACCCAUAAUGGAUUGCGGAUAAUUUCCACUAGGAAAUCCAGUGCUAAUUCCAAGCAAGAUGAUAAUUUGAAUUUUGGAAUAAAAACGCUUGAAGAAAUCAAAUUGAAGAAACUAAAGGAGAAAACAAAAAAACAAGAAGGUCCUUCAGGAAUUUCUGUUCAUCCCCUCCAAUCUCGGACUGUUCCUGUGCCGGAAAAGGAGAAUGUGCGGACAGUAGUGAGAACUGUAACGCUGUCUGCAAAGCAAGGGGAGGAGCCUGUGAUUCAGCUGAACAUUGCUGAGAGACUGAGCAAACGGAAAGCCUCCACAGCUGCUAAAAGUGUCAUUCCACUGAAGCGCAACCUUGCUGAAAGGCUGGGGAAGAAGAUAGACAUGUUGGAGAAUGCUGACAAAGCCCCCAAAAGAGUUCAAGUCCCCAAGUCUCUGAAGGAGAGGCUAGGAUUGCCCUCUGAACAGACCAGCACAGAGACAGAGAAGGCUGCUAAGCCGACAGGAGAGUUCCAUGUGAAAACACUGGAAGAAAUUCGCCUUGAGAGAGCUUCUCAGCGACGAGGAGAACCUCCAGCUAAAGCCCAGGCUGAAGGGCGUUGUAAAGCAGAAGAUCCCAGCUCGGGGGCAAAACCUUCCCCUGCAGUUCGCAUCAAAACUGUCUCAGGAGCCCUGGCUGAGAAAAACCAGAAGCGAUUGGAAGAAGAGAAGCAAAAACCAGAAGAGCUUCCUCCCAAGACAAAAGCUGAGGGAGAGCCCAGGAAGCAGAGUGUGCUGGCUCCAUCUGUGCCCAGCAGAGUGCCUCUGGCAGAGCCAGCAGGGAAAGCCAAGCCAGGGGAAGUGCGUAUUAAAACCUUGGAGGAAAUCAAGCAGGAGAAAGCUCUGCGACUGCAGCAGAGUGGAGAAAAUGGGCCAGCUCCACCAGCACAACCCGAACCUGCCCCAACAGGGAGGAGAUUGUUACGGAUCACCAAGCUGAUAGCACCUGGAAGAGAAGAAAAGAAGGUGGUGGAAUUGAGCAGACCUUCUCCCAAAGCUGUCUCUACACCUGCAGAGCUCUCUGAUCAGAGCACAGCUAAUUCUAAAGUUCAAGUGAAGAACCUUGAAGAGAUAAUGAGGGAGAAGCGGCAACUGAAACACCACCAAGAAGAGAAGCCUCAGAAGGAAGCAGCUUCUGUGCCACCUUCUGUUGAAAAACCCAUCAAGGACAAAACUCCACCAUCAGGGAGCCCUGAAGCUUCAGGGUCGGUGCAUCAUUUUGUGAAGAAGACAUUGGUGAAACCUCUGGAAGAUGGGGUUGAAAGCCCAGGGAAAGAAGCUGCUGUAUCACCAGGGAAACAGGCAGCUCCACUCCAGGAACGGAAAGCUAAGACCAAAUCCAAGGCAUGCCUGAAGGCUCCGGAUGGGAAGACCACCUCUCCCACAAAGCAUGCCUUGAAGCGUAAGGCAGCAGAGAGUCAUCCCUCUGCCAUGGCAGCUGUGAAGCCCUUGAGUGCCACUGGUGGUGACACAAAGGAGCCUCCAGCUAGAAAAGCAGCUGUGGCCAUUGUUCCUGCUUUGCCAGAGGACAGCCUCAGCUCCAUACCGAGGGGAGAAAAACCCCAAACCAGCCCUGAGCUGCACAUGGGAAGCCAGGCAGGCUCUGGGGCACAGUCAGAGCUCUCAAGCUCAACUUCAACUUCGUCCCAAGUGGCAGUGAAGACGCGCCGGCUGAGCUCCACUGGGGCUGGGAAAGCACCUUUGUCUGUAGAAGAUGACUUUGAGAAGCUGAUUUGGGAAAUCUCAGGAGGCAAACUAGAAGCAGAAAUUGAUCUGGACCCAGGGAAGGAUGAGGACGACCUCCUCUUGGAACUGUCAGAGAUGAUCGACAGCUGAACUGCAGGAUCUUAACAUUAAAACAAA
Molecule: messenger RNA, 4994 nt
Organism: Neopsephotus bourkii (Bourke's parrot)
Lineage: Eukaryota; Metazoa; Chordata; Aves; Psittaciformes; Psittacidae
Gene: ZC3H11A
Product: zinc finger CCCH-type containing 11A
Exons: 17
Coding region: 2544-4967 (807 amino acids)
Molecular function (GO): metal ion binding
Source: RefSeq, a predicted model, not a curated record